Molecule: messenger RNA, 1578 nt
Organism: Aureobasidium melanogenum CBS 110374
Lineage: Eukaryota; Fungi; Ascomycota; Dothideomycetes; Dothideales; Saccotheciaceae
Product: MFS sugar transporter-like protein
Exons: 2
Coding region: 1-1578 (525 amino acids)
Biological process (GO): transmembrane transport; carbohydrate transport
Cellular component (GO): membrane
Molecular function (GO): carbohydrate:proton symporter activity
Source: RefSeq, a predicted model, not a curated record
AUGGAGGCCGCAACCAAGGGCCACUUCCGCCUUGCGGGACAAGAAUUCCCCAAGGUCAACUGGCUUACUGACCCUGGUUUGAGAAAGACUUACAUCUGCUUGAUGUUCGUCGUGAUUACCAGUGCUACCAACGGCUACGAUGGGUCGAUGAUGAACGGUUUGCAGGCGCUCACUGUCUGGCAGGAUGAUUUCCACCACCCUUCUGCAUCAUCGUUGGGUCUGCUCAAUGCAAUCAUGUCUGUCGGAUCCAUUGUAGCUCUCCCCGUCGUUCCCUACAUCGCCGAUGGUCUUGGUCGUCGCAUUGGUAUUCUCACUGGUUGUAUUAUCAUGAUCAUCGGAGUCGUCCUUCAGUCCGCUGCCAUGAAGUUUGGCAUGUUCGUUGGUGCUCGUUUCCUCAUCGGAUUUGGUGUUGCCAUCGCUCACGGUGCUUCGCCUCUGCUCCUCACUGAGCUCACCCACCCUCAACACCGUGCUCUGUUCACAUCCAUCUACAACACUACUUGGUACCUUGGUUCAAUUAUCGCUGCAUGGCUUACCUUCGGUACCUUCCACAUCCACAACCACUGGGCCUGGAGAAUUCCCUCGAUCGUGCAAGCAUUCCCCUCGGUGCUGCAGCUCAUCUUCAUCUGGUUCGUUCCUGAGUCUCCCAGAUUCCUGAUCUCCAAGGGCAAGGUUGAAGAAGCACACAAAGUUUUGGCUGAUGUUCACGCUAAUGGAAACCUCGAUGAUGAGGUUGUCAUGCUCGAGAUGGCCGAGAUCAGAGACACUAUCAAGAUGGAGCAGGAGUUCGAGGGCAACGGUUGGGGUGAGCUGUUCAAGACUCCCGGUAACCGCCACCGUUUGAUUAUUCUCUGCUCGGUCGGUUUCUUCUCUCAAUGGUCAGGCAACGGACUUGUCUCUUACUACCUUACACUCGUCCUUGACCAGAUCGGCAUUAAAGACACCAACACUCAGCUUGUCAUCAACGGUGUGUUGCAGAUCGUCAACUGUAUCGUUGCUGUCGGACAGUGUUUCUUCGUCGACAAGAUCGGUCGUCGCACUCUCUUCUUGAUCUCAACUUCAGGUAUGAUGGUGGCUUUCAUCGUUCAAACUAUCUGCUCCGCUCGCUUCAAGAUCGAUGGAACUUCGGCUUCCGCAAACGCUGUUGUCGCUUUCAUCUUCAUCUACUACGUCUUCUACAACAUCGCCUUCUCGGGUCUUCUGGUCGGAUACUCGGUCGAAAUUCUGCCUUACAAGAUCCGUGCCAAGGGUAUGACUCUCAUGUUCUUGUGCGUCGACCUUGCCCUCUUCUUCAACCAGUACGUAAACCCCGUCGCACUCGAUGCUAUCUCCUGGAAGUACUACAUCGUCUACUGUGUCUGGCUUGGCUUCGAGCUCUUCGUCGUCUGGAAGUUCUACAUCGAGACUCGCAACACGCCUCUCGAGGAAAUUGCCAAGUACUUCGAUGGCGAGAACGCUGUUGUCGGUGGUGCCGCCGCUACCGAGAAGGGCAAGGUUCUGGCCGCCGAGAUUGGUGGUCUUGGUACUGUCAACAUGACCGAGAAGGAUGGCAUGGCUGUCGAGCACAGAGAGCUGUAA